AACCCAUACAAGUCUGGAGGCACUUCUAACGGGUGGAGGAAAGGUGGAAGCGGAGAUGGCAGCUCUCUUAUAAUCUGCGCUACUGAAAGCCAGUUUUCUAUUGUUCUCGUUCCGUGUAAAUGGGAGCUGAUAAGCUUCGCGCUGCAUGCUGAACAUUGCGGAGCGGGAGGGCAGAGAGUGGAAGAAGACAGGCGAGAGAGAGAGAGAGAGAAAGAGAGAGAGAGCGGGAGAGAGGGAGGGAAAGAGGGAGAGAGGCGGCGGUGUGAGAGACACGACACCGCACGGUAGUUUUCGCCUCGUCUCCUCUUUCUUCCAGAGGCUGGACUUGUUUGAAGAAAAGCAGAUACGGAUUCGGCCGAGGACGCGGGACCACUCCGAGGGAGCUCGGCGAGAGACCCCACGAUGAAGAAGAACAAUUCAACAAAGCGGGGCUUGCAGGACACCAGCCAGCACCCCGCUCAACCAGACAAAAUCGGCUGGAUCCGUAAGUACUGUGGCAAAGGCCUCUUCAGGGAAAUAUGGAAAAACAGAUUCGUCGUGCUAAAAGGAGAGAAGCUCUACAUCUCCGAAAAAGAGGUGAAGGAUGAGAAGAAAAUCCAUGAGGUGGUGGACCUUACAGACUACGAGAGGUCUGAGGAGCUUCGCAAGGCCAAGAGUCGCACCAAGAAAAACCACAGCAAGUUCACUCUUCUGUGCUCCCGCCAGCCAGGCAACACAGUUCCAAAUCUGGUCUUCCUGGCUGUCAGUCCUGAGGAGAAGGAGUCAUGGAUCAAUGCUUUAAACAUAGCCAUCACCAGGUCCAAGAACCGCAUCCUGGACGAGGUUACGGUAGAGGGGGACAGCUGCCUGGCCCAUCCCACACGUGACCGAGCUAAGAUUCCACACACUCGCCGACUGCCCACCCGUGGACACCUUAUGGCUGUGGCCUCAACGUCCUCAUCAGACGGCAUGCUGACUCUUGAUCUCAUACAGGAGGAAGAUGUGCCAGCAUCUGAAGAAAAGGAUGCCUGUGAAAAGAACUUUCAUCUCACUCCAAAGUCGUGUGUGGACAGCAGCAAACUCUUGCCUGGCGCUGAGGCCCCUGGCAAGUCUCAGAGCCUGCCACGAAAGAGUGAGAGCGCCUGGGACUGGUCAGUGUCAGACAACCAAAGCCAAACACCCAAGGCUGGAAAAAAACUCACAGGAGCUGAGAAGAACCGCUGCGCCUCCAUGGACGAAAUCCUGUCACACUCAGAGACACGGGCCACCAAGAGACCCAUCCCCCACUGCUCCGUGUCCGCUCCCACUCACCCCAUCGGGCAUCUGCAGGAGCUCAUCUCUCAGAAGCUGGAGAGAACUCAGGAGCUGCUGACUGAAGUGAAAGGGCCCAGCCAGGGAAAAGGGAAAGACUCAACCCCUGGCAAGGGUUCCAGUGCGGAGGGACAGCGGGCCGAGGCCGAGCGGCUGCUGGAGGAGGCAGCGUCCACCUGGGGCCAGGCACGGGAUGUCCUUGAGGAGGUGAAGGAGCUGAGAGUGCUUUACAGGCAGCUGGACUCAGCCACAUCCUCUGCGCUCUGCUCUUCACCCAGCAGCAAGCUGAAGAACCAGCAGCAGACUAACUACAGGAAAAGCAUGAUGUGAAGACGUGAGGGAUGGAUAAGGUGCAAUGUCGCUAAAAGGACUUCCCAGAAGGGCUGCACAAUUAUGACAAAUGAUUGCAAUUCAUUUGAAUGAUAUUCUGGUCAGUCUGGAUUUGGACAGACAAUUUGCCAGGCAUACCCAUUUACUCAAAAUGGGCCCAAUUUGACAAAAGCUUUGUAAAGUACUCUGGCAGUCAAAAAGAAUUGCUAUCAUGCAUGUUGUACACUGAUGUCCACCAACUGUUAUUAAUCUUUUCUUCUGUCUGUUAAUGGAAGAAAAUCACAACAAAUGACAGAUAUUCCAACAAGACAAAGCAAGAUGCCACAUACUACAUUCCCUUUUUGCCCAGUACAGAACAGCCAGUCACAAUAGAGCUCAUUUACAUACAUCAUUCUUACCAAAAACAUCUUUUUUAAUUUUAAGGCAUAAAGAGAUGUAAAAACUCAUCUGGUCAUGUAAAAACUAAUUAGGACUACUUUUCAUGAAUAAAAACCUUUAACUCUUUAAAUGAUGCCUGAAUGUGAAUGAAUGUGUGGCAUCUUGCUUUAUCUUGUUGACGUGUCUGUUAUUUGUUAUGAUUUUGCUUCUUAAGCGAACAGACAUGAAAAUGAUUUACAUCAGUGCAUGACAUGGUCGUGUGAGCAGUUCUUUGUGGCUGCUCAUUUGAACCAUUAGAAAGCAUUUAAAGUGAUGCUACCCUCUUCCAUCUUUAUGGUAUAGUGGUUUUGGUAAACUCACCCAAGAACAUCAGUUUAGGUCAGCGUACCUAUAGCACAUAGGAAUUCUUCAGUGCUUUUUAUAAGCAGAAAUGUUUGUGAAGCAGCAAACAUACUUUUGUUACUCUUCACUCCAGUGGAUCAAUGUCCCACUGUGUGUAUAGAUCUUCCUCAUUUCCUCAGUGGAUUCUGUUGUGUUGACUGAACAUUGUGAAACUGAAUAACAUGCAUUACCAUGUAUAUAUGUUAGAAUUAUACAAGCAGUUUUUAGACCUGAUUUACUACAGUUGAUAGCAUGUGCAAACAAGCCAGAAAACACCAGUGAUACUUGCCAUAACCCAGUUAUAAUUUUACUAAAAUUGCAUAGACUAACCAUAUUGAACAUGCUAUUUGCUUUAGUAAAUGCAGGUCCUGGUUUGUCUCACUCAGUUCAGGGUCAGAGGUUUAGAGCUGAUUUUCCAUAUAAUUGCUGCUCUAUAACAUCAGCAUUAAUCAAACAACAUGGGACUACUGGUCUCUGCUUAUAUGGCUGUAUUAGCUUUCGCCAUACGAAUGAUAGGCCAGGGUGUAAUGUAGUGCUUGAUCUAAGUCUGAGCACUUCACGAAGGGGAGUGUUACAUAAGACAGUGCAAAGCAGCUGAGACAGAUGGACAUACUGAGAAAACCACUGUCAUCACCAGCCCCUCUCAUGCGAAUGUGAAUGUUUUCCUUUUCUUCUUCAUAAUACACUGGAACAGCUCUGGUCCAUCCCCAACUCUAUGGACUCUAUGAGGCUGUGAGAGCCUUUGCUGCUUCGCUCCUGUUUUUUUCCAAUGAUGCUCAGCACAUAUGCUGUAUUAUAUACAGGUCUACUAACAAUGACAUCUUUGUCACGAUGGCUGUGGAUAAAAAGGUUCAAAAGUGAUGAGAAAAGCUGAUUUGGACUUUUACAUUUGCUGGUUGACAUCAUUACAUGUUCUCCACAAGCUUUCUUCAAGUGUAGGUGGACUCAAACUCUGAAAAAGCCAUGUGUAAUCAUAUUGUACUAAAUGCUGAUAAAAUCUGGUGCCAGUGUUGCUGCAGGUUUGGAAGGAAGAAGCGACAGAGCUGCCAUUAGAGCUGAGACUUCACGCAGUAAGGAGGCUAAAGAUAGCUCAGAUGAAAUGGAUAAUAAUCUCAGAUUUGCACUAUAGAAUGCUUUAAAAUGAGAAUCACACUGGCAAGCUGUCUUUUAAAAACUGAAAGAACUGAACAGACAAUCUACCAGUAGAAAAAUGUUCCUAAAAUGUUGGCCUCUUCGGGAAAAAAAAAGACUCAAAAGCUGCCUUAGUGUACUUUCAAAUGACACAUGCAAUCUGCAUGCCAGUCUCAAAGACACUGCUUCUGUUUUCCAUUAUUAAAAUUUCACCUCCAAGUUGCCUGCGCUCAAAGCAAAGGUGAGUGGAGCAGUGGCACAGAGGCCUUUAAGUCAGAUCUGAAUUGCUGGUGCAAUUCUACAGAAUUUUUGUCUUUAGAGAACUAUGCAAUAUUGCAUAUGGGCCUGAAAAAACGCAUCAGUACGUACUGGUGUACAGCGUGGCAUUGCAACAGACCAAAGGGUGUAUUGCCAGUAUCUAAAUGUCUUGUUUUACAGUUUGUUGCUAAAUAACAUGUUUGCACAAAUCUAUGGGUACGAUUGAAUCUGUUCUGUCAUUCAGACUUGAUUACAACCAGUGUUAUUUUUUGUACAUUUUAUUGUAAAGUGCUUUUUUGUAGAGUGAAAAUAUUUUAGUUUUUUUUUUUUUUUUGCUUUUAAAAUGAUUGACUUUUACAACGCUCUGGAAAAAAACAGCGUAAUCACUUUGUCUGGCUCUGGGGCAUCAUGGUGUCUUGUGGAAAAUCUUGUUGGCAAAAAAAUGUAACAAAGCACAAUACAUUCUCAUGGCUGUCCUGGCAUUUUGGUAGUCUAUGUAGUAGAUGUGCUGACUCACCCUUUUGAUUCAGGCGCUAACAAAAAACAUUUCUAAUACAAUCCAAUUGCUGCAAAGAUGCCAAUAGUCGCUAUACUUCGCACAUGUGCAUUUGUAACUUUGGUCCAGUCAGAAUAAUUGGUUUGUCCAAUGAGCUGACGUUAUUAUGACUAGAUAGCACCAGAGAAAAGUGAACAUAAUUGCCCAAAUAUUGGUCAGAUAGUGACAUUAUCCCAGCUGUCCAGAAGCAAACUGGGUUACAGGAACCAGAACAUCAUAACUGAUCCCUACAUACAGACUGUAUAUAGAAUCAUGGCUACAGCCAAAAUACUGCUGUACCUACGGUCAUUUUCACACAGUAUUCCACUUACUUCAGAUGUAGUCGAUCAGCCAAGACAUUUGAUGUCCAAACUUUGCUUCUUUAGUUUAAAACUGGAGCUACAAGCCUAAGGCUGCUAACAAAGACUAGAAUCAAUAGUUUUCCAUGAAUUUAUGCUUGCUCAAACUGCAUCCAGGUCUUCAUUAAGCUCAUAAAUGAUUUGUCCGUGUGGUUUAUUACACAGUAUGCCUUAACUGUGAAAAUGAACAAAUCAAAACUACACACUGUAGCUAAUGCAGGUAGGGCAGCCAUUUUAGACAAGAGGUGUAGACAGCAGCAAGUCAUACUGUGUCUUAAGACAACAUUAACAAGUCAUUAACUUUAAUGAAGACCUGGAUGCAGUUUCAGAGGGUUGGAAAAGUAUUUUUUGGGAGGUAUUUGUGGAAAGGUUGUGCGAGACUGUUGGCUUCUAGAGUUUGUUAGCAAUGUUAGCCUUGUAGCUAAAGCGCUAAACUAAAGAAGCAAAACUGGGACACCAAACAUGUCUUAGCUGAUCUGGGGUGAGAGGAAGACUGUAUAAAUUGUAUGUUCUGUUUAUUCUGUUUAUACUUAAGAACAAGAGUAUGACUACCCAAAGCUUUUCGUAUACUUUGUGACUAUUCCUGUAAGCCGUAAGGCUUAGCUGUUGUAGCUAUUCCUCUGAACUUUGAACUUCUAGUUGUAAUAUAUAGGAAUGACUGAAUGUAAGUAGGAGAAUUACCUAAUUUGGCUCUAGACCAACUGUCAGAUUUGUGCUCCCAGGAGUAGCAGGCUGUGUCACUAAUUAAUAUAGCAUACUUAUUCUAGUCCACCUGUGGCCCAGUGAUUUAAAUGUUUAAUGUACUCGGACAAGUGGUUUCCAUCUGUGUAUUACAUUAACGGGAGACUGGGAGAGUAAGCUUUGCUAAGGAGGGCUUGAAUGUUAAUAAUGGUUAGGCUCUGGACUGUUCCUGAUUCUGUGCUCUACAUUACACCACCACUGCGAUGCCGAGCAGCCACAGGCUGCUGGAAAUACCUCAGAAUUGCAGCUAUGUACCUCAAACACCUUAAUUUCAUGGAUUUAUUUACUGUCUGAAAACAGUGACAUUUUGUAAAAUUGAUGGUGUAUCCCCUCAGCGUCCUUCUGCUACUUGUAAGGCCAGUCUGCAGGUAUCACAACAAAACUGGAUACAGUUGUGAAUAUUUAAAUGUAGGUGUUGCACUUAAGUUUUUUAUGCUCAGGAUUGGCGCAUCUCUGAUAUACUUGAGACACAACCACUUGUGCAAUUAAAAACAUCCCUGCUCCACAAGCCCGUUGAAAUACUGAGUGAAUGUGUAUUUCUUUUCUUGACAGCAAUAGUAACAUUAAUUUAGAGCUAUGCCAAAGACGCUCACCAGGUAAAUGUAACAACGCAGAUAACAGUGAAUCAGAAAUUUCCAGAUGAAGAAGGGUAGCUAUGCGAAUGAUUCCACCUUUUUUCAAAUACAUGUCUUUUUAUUCUCAUAUUGCUGUCAAGGAUGACCUUAAAUAUUAACAUGGACAGCAAUCAGUAAGGCCAAACAAAUCGCAUCAAGUGCUGUGGGAGUAUAUUCCUUCUUGAAUUUGAGCACCUUCUAUAGAUUUUUCUUCUCCAAUGUGCUGAAUUAAAUAAAUACAUUUUUAAAUCAUCAGUAAUCAUCUGUUUUUCAUAUGGUAAGAACAAUACAGUUUAGUUUCAUUUAAUGAUCCAUGGUCCAAAAGCCACCUGCAAUUGAAUUUGGUUUCAUUAAGACAGAAUUCUAUCAAUCCUACUGUAACACAACAUCUAAAGCCAUUUUUCUUCUUGUUGCUGAACCUUUCCUUUCUUAAAGCUGAUUCAUUUGGAAUAAAACUACUAAUGAAA
Messenger RNA from Pygocentrus nattereri (red-bellied piranha), 6484 nucleotides. RefSeq names its product pleckstrin homology domain containing, family O member 1b (gene plekho1b). The record is from RefSeq and is a predicted model, not a curated record. The transcript has 6 exons. The coding region runs from base 403 to 1620 and encodes 405 amino acids. Lineage: Eukaryota; Metazoa; Chordata; Actinopteri; Characiformes; Serrasalmidae. Gene Ontology annotation, biological process: regulation of myoblast fusion. Gene Ontology annotation, cellular component: ruffle membrane; muscle cell projection membrane.